Molecule: messenger RNA, 1841 nt
Organism: Notodromas monacha
Lineage: Eukaryota; Metazoa; Arthropoda; Ostracoda; Podocopida; Cyprididae
Source: the annotation of a GenBank genome assembly
UGAUGUCUGCUUUUUUUCCAGGCUGCGAUUAAAACAAAAUAUUACUUCGAGAGACGGAACGUUUCAUCGCGACGCGAAGCAAACAGCACAACCAGAAUUUCCGCAAUUAUUUGUCAACAUGCCGAUUGUGGGAGUUGAAUCAACGUCGGCGGGUAGUGCAAAUAUUCCGCCCAACAAAAGCAUCAAUGGAGUCAGUAGAGUCACCAUAGAAGACGUUUCUUUGCCUGAAUUCAGCAAAGAUGCCAUACUUCAGAUGCCGGAACUGAAUCUGAGUGACAAAGAAAAAGAAUCCAAAAUUCGAGAAUGGAUGAAAUCCAUUUUCCUGACGGACGAAGACGUUGAAUUGAUCCGAAAGGCGUUUUUGGAGGAAAUUGAAAGAGGUCUGGAGAAAACUCCGGAACAGAAGUCGUCCUUGCAAAUGGAGAAUACUUUCCUUCCUGAACUUCCGGACGGAACUGACGAGUUCGGAAACGCUGUCACAGAAAAGGAUGGUGUGUAUUUGGCACUGGACCUCGGAGGAACCAAUUUCCGCGUGAUUUUGCUUCGCAUGCGAAAAGGAGAAAUUAUUGCACAAAAAGUGGACUAUUUCCACGUGCCGGAAGCUGUUCGACUCGGAAGUGGGGAACAGUUGUUCGACUUCCUGGCAGCAUGCAUUGAGGAAUUCGUGGUGGCCGAGAAAGUCAGCCAAGAAAUCCUUCCACUGGGCUUCUGCUUUUCUUUUCCGAUGCAUCAUGCUGGACUGAACAUUGGGAUUUUGGCGUCGUGGACCAAGUCAUUUAAUUGCUCUGGAGUCAUCGGGAAAGAUGUCGUCAAGAUGCUCAACACAGCGUUGCACAAGAAAAACAUCCACGUUGACGUCAUUGCUGUUUUGAAUGACACCACUGGCACUUUGGUCGCUGGAGCACAAAAGGACCACGAUUGUGCCAUCGGAUUGAUCAUGGGAACCGGUUGUAACGCGUGCUAUUUGGAGAAGGUCAGCAGAAUCGGUAAAUGGGAAGGUCCACAUUACGACGAGAACGAGGUUGUUGUGGACAUCGAAUGGGGAGCAUUCGGCGACAACGGUUGCAUCGAAUUUCUCAAGACAAAAUUUGACAAAGAAGUUGACAAGCAAUCUUUGCUCGCCGGCACAUUCACAUUCGAGAAGUACAUCUCAGGCAAAUACAUCGGAGAAAUAGUUCGUCAUGUGAUGAUCGACUUGGCAGAAGAAGGUCCUUUCUUCGGAAAUCACGCGUCUGAGCGUCUUCUACAGUUCGGUUCCUUCACAGCGAAACACGUUUCAACCAUUGAAGGGGAGACUUUGUCUGGGGGAACGGAUAAAAUUCGAGAAGUGAUGAGUGAAAUGGACCUGAUUUAUGACAAGGACGAUUUGCGGGCUUUGCAGUACAUUUGCGCUGUUGUGUCUCUCAGAGCUGCUCAACUGGUUGCUAUUUGUGUGGGAUACUUGCUGACAAGGAUGAACAAGCCAACAGCAACAAUUGCUGUGGAUGGAUCAUUGUACAAGAACCACCCAAGGCUGAAGGGACUUAUGGAUCAUUACACAGCAGUUUAUGCACCUGGUUGCAAGUUUCAAUACAUGCUGGCUCUGGAUGGAAGUGGAAAGGGUGCUGGGAUGGUGGCAGCCAUUGCAAAAAGACUCACAGAGAAAAGGACAAAGAGUGAAUCUGAUCCCAACUGAGAACUUUUUGCUAAACUUUCUUUGCAAUACUGUAUGUAGAAAUGGAUCUUCUUGAGAAUAAUUGCAGUGUUUUUCAUGUAUGAUUCCUUUCCUCACUCGAAAAAAAAAUCGGAAUUACUAUACAAGAGAGUAAAGGGGAACUGGUUUUAUCUUUGAAAAUAGAUAA